Oncorhynchus nerka (sockeye salmon) is the source of this 1675-nucleotide messenger RNA. It is a transcript of the gene cyth2, whose product is annotated as cytohesin 2. The transcript has 13 exons. Gene Ontology annotation, biological process: regulation of ARF protein signal transduction. The coding region runs from base 294 to 1499 and encodes 401 amino acids. The record is from RefSeq and is a predicted model, not a curated record. Lineage: Eukaryota; Metazoa; Chordata; Actinopteri; Salmoniformes; Salmonidae. Gene Ontology annotation, molecular function: guanyl-nucleotide exchange factor activity.
UCACUUCCUGUACCACCACCUCCUUUGUCUGUGCCCCAGGUUUCGGUACGCAAGGCUGGUUAUUUAUUUAUUUCCUUUUUAUUUGGAGGAUAUAUUUUCAUAUAUCCAUUACUUUUUCAUUUAUUGAAUGACAGUCGACUCUGAAAUAUUUAUGCCUAAAAGCAAAGCGCCAAAAAUGGAUGACCUGGACUACAGCUGUAAGGUUGAGUGCUCCAGUAUAUCAAGGCUGCAAUGAGACGCCCGUCAUCAACCGCCUGAUUUUCCACACAUUUCCAUUUGACUAGACAACAAAAAUGGAGGAAUUAGGUACAGUCCCGGUAGACCUGAGUCCAGAGGAGCGCUCUGAGCUGGAGGACAUCCGUCGGAGGAAGGGAGCUCUGCUGCAGGAGAUCCAGAGGCUCAGAGACGAGCUCAGAGAGGCCAUCAUAGAGGUGGAGGGACUGGAGACCAGCACAGAGGGCAGUAAAACUCUACAGAAGAACAGGCAUGUGGCCAUGGGAAGGAAGAAGUUUAACAUGGACCCCAAAAAGGGUAUUGUGUUCCUGGUGGAGAAUGAGUUGCUCAGACACACUCAAGAGGAUGUUGCCCAGUUCCUGUACAAAGGAGAGGGACUCAACAAGACUGCGAUAGGAGACUACCUGGGAGAGAGGGAGGACUUUAAUCUCAAGGUUCUGCAGGCGUUUGUUGACCUUCACGAGUUCACUGAUCUCAACCUGGUCCAGGCUCUCAGGCAGUUCCUGUGGAGUUUCCGUCUGCCUGGCGAGGCUCAGAAGAUUGACAGGAUGAUGGAGGCCUUUGCCCAGAGAUACUGUCACUGCAACCCUGGGGUCUUCCAGAGCACUGAUACGUGCUAUGUGCUGUCGUUUGCUAUCAUCAUGCUGAACACCAGCCUCCACAACCCCAACGUGAGAGACAAGCCUGGAUUGGACCGCUUCAUCUCCAUGAACAGAGGCAUCAACGAGGGUGGAGACCUGCCAGAGGACCUGCUCAGAAAUCUUUAUGACAGCAUCAAGAACGAGCCCUUCAAGAUCCCUGAGGAUGAUGGGAACGACCUGACACACACCUUCUUCAACCCUGACAGAGAGGGCUGGCUCCUCAAACUAGGAGGAGGACGGGUGAAGACCUGGAAAAGAAGAUGGUUCAUUCUCACAGACAACUGCCUUUACUACUUUGAGUAUACUACAGAUAAGGAGCCCAGAGGUAUCAUUCCCCUAGAGAACCUGAGUAUCCGGGAGGUUGAAGACCCCAGGAAACCUAACUGCUUUGAGCUGUACAUCCCCAACAACCGUGGUCAGCUGAUCAAGGCCUGUAAGACGGAGGCAGACGGCAGAGUGGUGGAGGGGAACCACAACGUGUACCGCAUCUCUGCCCCCACACCUGAGGAGAAAGACGAAUGGAUCCACCACAUCAACUCUGCGGUCAGCGUGGACCCCUUCUAUGAGAUGCUGGCUGCCAGGAAGAAACGCAUAUCGUUAAAGAAGAAUGAGGAACAACCGUAGAACAUUCCCUUCUUCCUCUCUCUUCAUCCCCUCCUCCACCUCUUCAUCUCUCAUUCCAACAUGGGACAAGCCUUUCUCUCCUUCCUAGAUUAAUUUCAUUCCUCACUUUUUUCCCCUCUUUCUUUCUUUGUGAGGAGGACUUGUUGCUAUCCUGUUUAAGAGACUGGCCAGCACAA